Messenger RNA from Closterium sp. Naga37s-1, 1275 nucleotides. The record is from the annotation of a GenBank genome assembly. NCBI's taxonomy places the organism in Eukaryota, Viridiplantae, Streptophyta, Zygnematophyceae, Desmidiales, Closteriaceae.
AUGCAGCAGGUGCUCACCAGGUGCUCGCCAGGUGCUCACCAGGUGCUCGCCAGGUGCUCGCCAGGUGCUCGCCAGGUGCUCACCAGGUGCUCAUCAGGUGCUCACUCCCGAGCUCACCGCGCUGCUCCAAUGGGCGUGCUGCUUACCACCAAGUGGAAGGGGUGCCUGGGGCAGGUGGGGGAGCGGGAGGGAGUGGUGACAGUGAAUGGUGUGCAACGAUGGGGAGCCAAGUGUGUGGUGCUGGCGCCUGAUGCGGAGGUGCCUGAGAGAGGUGGUCUUGAGAUAGCCCUCACAUCCACCCUAUUAGAAGCUGCCGCAUGCAGCAUUCAAAGUUCCACGUAUCCCUAUCCAACCAGCCUCACCACCAUCACCCACCCCACCCACUCCUCUGUCGUCUCCCCAGGUGGCCUUGACGCUGCCCCUAUCCCAACACAUCACCACCCAUCCCAUCAAAUGCCGCCACUGCACGCAGCACCCCUAUCCACCCAUUCCCAACCGCCCUUCCCAUCCCAACCGCAGGGAAGGUGGGAUGGAGGGCAGGGGGGAGGAGGGGAGGGCGGGGGUAGAGUAGGAAGCAUGCAGGUAAGAGGUGCAGGAGUGGGGGAAGAGGUGCAGGAGUGGGAGAAGAGGUGCAGGAGUGGGGGAAGAGCGUGGACAGGACAGUGGGUGAUAGGGAGGUGGAAGAGUGCAGUGGGUGAGGAGAAGGAAGAGGAGGGAAAGAAGGAAGAGCGGUGGGAGGAGAAGGACGGAGAGGUGAAGGAGGAGAAGAAUGUGGCAUGGGCAUGCAUGCAUGCAGCAGGUAAGGCGAGGAGUCCUCCCCACCUCCUCACCUCGCAGUCUCUCCCUCUCACCUCAACGUUCCACCCCAUCACCUCGCAGUCUCCUCCCUCCCCCUUCCCUCCUCCAGUCUUCCCGUCAAUCCCCCAACGACGCAUGGGAGCAGGGAGCAAUGAGGCAGCGGCACGUGCCAACCAGGCUGAAGGACCCCCCCAUGCACAGGGAGCGAUGAGGCAGCAUGUGCUGGCGGGGCUGAAAGAGGUAGGGCAGGCGGUGCACAGCGGGAGGGUCAAGUGUGUGGUGCUGGCGGCUAACGUGGAGAGGUGCCUGGGACAGACGAGCGAGGAGCGGCAGCAAUGUCGGGCGGCGCAAGCACGGGUGCGGCCGCCAAGACAGGGCGGCGACGGUGGUGGGGACACCGGCGGAAGCAGCCGCGUCGCUGCAAGCAGCACAGGUCAGAGCGGCGGUGACGACGGUGGUGGAGCGGCGAAGCGGUAG